UUCGCCGAUCUAGGACUUCGGCCAGUGUCUCUAUGGCUUACCCGCUCCCGAAAACGCGCCUGAGGCCUGGAAGCGGAGCUGGCGCCCGCUCGCUUCCCCGUUGGGCCAUGUAACUGACACUGUCGCCAUGGAGCCUCCCGACACGAGGGUCCUCCUUUUCCCUUCGGAGGAGACGCAAGAUCCUCCCCUGCCAAAUGAAGUUUUAACCUCUGUGGUGCCAAAUCUAACCCCAAGACAUCAAGACCUCAUCCCUACCCCAUGUGGCCCUAUCAAACCUUGGUCGGAGCUGUCCUCUCCGGUCAAGAUCUAUUUCUGUGUCACCAUCCUCUCCCUGUUGAGCGUCAUCGGAUUAACCAUAGAGAACCUCGUUCAGCAGAAGGACGAAGACUUCACUGUCUCUCUCAUUCAGCUGAUUGGCGUUGUCUUCUGCAUCUACUACGUGAGCCGGGGCAUCUUGCAAGAGAACCGCCAGGAGCUCAUCGUCUUUGUCCUCUCCGUCGCGCUGGUCAUGCUGCGCUCAGUCGUCAACUUCAGCGUCCUGCCUGCCGAGCAGAAGCCCAAACUGCUCGCCCGCUUCGUCCUGAUCCUUUUAGUCGGCGCCUUCGACGUGAUCUGUGCCGUUGUCCUCAUUCAGACCGAGAGCAUGAUGGCCUUCCGGGUGGGCGGGGCCUUGGAGAGCCUCCAGGCCCAAUACUUCAUGCUCAACCUCUGCUUUUCCAUGCUGACCUUUGACCUCCAGGCUCAGAUCUUAAAAGAGUUAAAACCUCUAGCCUGGAUUUUUCUGAGUCAGAAUUUGCCUGAGGUUGCUUAUCUCGCCUACCUGAUCUACACGGUGAUUGAAGAGUGGGGACAAGGGAGUUCCUAUGCUUUGGAAGCGGCUGUCAUCACCUGUUCCUGCAUCUCUGUGAUGAUCAAAAGUGUCCUGUUCUGGGCGUUGUUCCAUGUCUACCACAGCUUUGGGCAAGGGCUGAGAGAAAGGAUGUUUUCUUCCUAUGGAAGGAUUGACUCGUGAAGCACGAUGCCUUCUCCAGGUACAAGGCGGCACUCUUACAAAGUGAAGGUGUGCUGCGAGAGAUCAGUUCCCUGCUCCAACCGAAGAAAGUGGGGCCCCAAAAGGCAGGUCUCAGCAGGAGCAGCUUGACCACAGUUCAACAGAAGACGUUUGCACAACCCUCCACCUCCUGGGGCUUGUUGCGGGAACUCUGCUCCAUCAAGCUCGAGUCCUUUCGCCAAACAGCUCCUGCAUGCAGCAACCCCGUCAAGAUUCCUCCGGUGUGUUUUGUUUGUUUACGCUAAAUACCACUUCACCCAUUGCCCCACCUUCGAAACAGCUGCCAGGACGACCCCCUCCUGCCAUGGCUUGCCUCCCAAAGGUGAGUGUUGCCGAUGGACCUGUCAUUUGGUGCUUUCUUCCUCAAGCGUAAUCCUGCACCUAGAUUAGCUUUGGGCAUUGGAAGCCUGGCGAGGAGGGCCUAGGCGACAGGCCCAGCACUGUGCACCCUCAUUUGCCGUAUUUCACUGCCUAGAUCCUCAUCCUGGCAAACGAGGAGCUGACAUUCCUCCAAAGUUUUAUCUGUUUUAAGAUGACAGCCCCCAUCCGGUGAAAUUUAUGCCUCUCCCAUAGAACCAAAGAUUAGAAACCUAGCGGAAGGAAAACACAGGCAGCUUGAUGCUUUCGUGGGCUGCUUAAAAAGUUAAGUGAGGACCACAUGCAGCCUUUAGGACACACCACCUCUAGAUGUUCUGGACUGCAGUUCCCAUCCGCCCCAGGCACCGUUGGCUGGGCUUGAUGGGAGUUGUAGUCCAAAACAUUUCUUGGGUGCAAGCUUAGCAAAGGCUGCUCGAAACCCAGCGCCUCUGCGGUUUCAAAGCCAUCUUGCCUGCCAUUAACCCAAAUCCAAAUGGGUGUGUUUGGUUUGAAGCUGGAAAUACGGCUCAAACUGCAUAACCACCAUGACCCCUCUGGCCAGCCACAGCCAUUUCCCCAUCUAGCCGAUAACCUACAGCCCUGGCAGAACAACACCCAAGUACUGAUGUUGGUGUGUGCUGAAGUUACCUGGUGGCUUCCGUGCUGCUGAAGACCUUCACGGUGGCAAGACAUGCUGUUUUUACUUGUCUUGGCACUCUUGCCUCUGGUCCAAUCCCUUUGGUUGAGGGCUGAGGGCCUGAGAAACAGGAGAGCCUCAAGUUCCAGUUUUGCCCCAGGAAGAGUGGCUGAUUCAGCACCACCAGAACGGUUGAAAAUUUGGGGCAAAGGGAAGGCGCCCGCCCCAAAGGUUACAUGGAGAAGGGCUGCCCCCCACCCCAGCCAACUCCAGAAUCUGACUCCAAGGAGUAUGUCUGUGCCUUAAACAGGAGAGAGAUUCAGACAGGCACGAGGAAUCUGCGGCUCCCCUGACGUUGCUGCCCAGUGCCUACCAUCCCUGACCAACAGCAUCUGGAAGGUGGCACUAAAGCUGCUGUGCGGGGAAGCUCUGGCCCACCAGCUGUGCCAAACUCCCGGCUCCCAUCAGCACCAGCCUGCAUGUCCAGUGGGAGUUGUAGUUCAGCAAACAACCAGAGGCUUCCCCACACACCUGCACCAAAGCAAAGGGUGGGCAUCUUGUGGCAAUUCCCCAUAUGUUCAACUACAGCUCCCAACAGCCCCAACUGUUGGCUGGGGCUAUUGAGUGUUGCAAGAACGUGGGGGGGGGGGCACACAGGUUCCUCCAUGCCUUUGCUAAUCCUACCCCACCCCGGAAAUGCUCGGCUUACAGCACUUUGGGGAGAGCUCUCCUUCCACCUGCAGUGCUACAAAGGGAAGGCAGACCCUCCCCGAGCCCCACGGAGGCACAGGCUAUGUUUUUGCCCGUUUAGAGCUGGGUGUCUUGGUGCCUGCGAGAUGCUUUGCCUUGGAAGCCUUAGCCCCUGUUGUUUCAAAGACAGCCUUUGCCAACCUGGUUCCCUCCAGAUGUUCUGGCCUACAAACCCCAGCUGUGCUGGCUGGGGCU
This is a messenger RNA of Lacerta agilis (Sand lizard), 2990 nucleotides long. RefSeq lists its product as uncharacterized. Bases 128 to 1012 code for a protein of 294 amino acids. NCBI's taxonomy places the organism in Eukaryota, Metazoa, Chordata, Lepidosauria, Squamata, Lacertidae. The transcript is spliced from 8 exons. The record is from RefSeq and is a predicted model, not a curated record.